This is a messenger RNA of Sitodiplosis mosellana (orange wheat blossom midge), 4916 nucleotides long. It is a transcript of the gene Sirt1, whose product is annotated as NAD-dependent protein deacetylase sirtuin-1. The record is from RefSeq and is a predicted model, not a curated record. The transcript has 4 exons. NCBI's taxonomy places the organism in Eukaryota, Metazoa, Arthropoda, Insecta, Diptera, Cecidomyiidae. Gene Ontology annotation, molecular function: NAD+ binding. Bases 456 to 3023 code for a protein of 855 amino acids.
AGUCAGCAGCAUAUAAACAAUGUAGAAACAACAGUAAACUGAAUGUGCUUCUCCAUACAUGCUGUAUAGUAUAGUUUACAUUCAGCCAAACAGAAAAAGGUAUGAGGCUUUUGAACAGUGCGCGCUGCUCUGUGUGUUCACAACCAUUGAUAUAUUCAACAAAACCAAAUUGGCAUUCAAGUCCAAGUGAACAGUGACUAGUACGUAAUGUUGCUACGGUAGUGUUGUGUGCAUUGUUCAUUUCGAUCCAACCCGAACCGACCGAAAAAAGUUUUUUUUUUACGUUCGCGUAAGGCAUUGGGAAAAAGCCACACACAUCAGACACGAAUUUUUUUUUUUUCCUUCAUCAAAAUAUUUCGUCCGAAAAUUUUAUUAAAAAAAUUUUCAAAAUUUUCAAUAAAAUUUAUUUCAAACGCAUUUGUACGGAAUUUGCGUCAAAAUUUGCAUGAUUUCGAAUGGAUUUUCAGCGUUUUAGUGAAAUGACAUCACCUGAAAUCAGCUUAAGUAAAAAGAUAUCAAAAAUGUCCGAUAUUGAGUUGACAAACAGUGCAUCAAGUGAAUUGAGUGCGGGCUUUUCAACACCACCAUCAUCAUCGCUUGACACAUGCGAUUCGGGUUUUAAUGAUUUAUAUUCGAAUAGUUUUACAUUGAUAAGUUCGGCGAGUAGUAAAAGUAGUUUGCGCACAACGCCCGCUCAAAUUGAUCACUCAGAUUCGUCGCCCGAAUCGGAGCAACUGUUUGACGAUAAUUCACUGAUCACAACAGCAACCGAAUCACAGGCACAAACACCACAGAAUGAUGGCACCGAUGAUGGUGCGCCAUCGUAUGAUGUGUGCGGUAGCGAUCAAAUCAAUGAAGCCCAAUUAGACUUAAAUAGCUUAGAUUAUGAUCACAUAACUAAUGCCUGUGCAAGAGACACAACGACAGCGUCGACGACGACGACGUUGACGGCGACAACGGUCGUGGCUAGCAAGAGUAAAUACAGCAGCGGAGAGAAUGACGCUGAUGACUACAAUGAUGACAGUAAUAUGUCCGAUAUAUCGGAUUUAUCCGAUGUUUUCAAGCUCAACUCAGACAUUAUGCCUGAAAUGCAACGUUCUAUUGACUGGGUGCAUAUGCAAAUUGCAUCGGGUGUGAAUCCACGCGACUGCCUAUCACGGAUAUUUGUGAACAGCCCAAAGCAAACAAUACCCGAAAAUAUCACCGACAAUGAUCUAUGGCGCGUUAUUGCCGCCAUUCUGUCCGAUCCGCCGCGACGGCAGCGUUUGCAACAGGUGCAAACUAUCGAACAAGUGUGCGACACAAUAAAAAAAUCAAAAAAUAUAAUAGUAUUAACGGGGGCUGGAGUGAGUGUAUCGUGUGGCAUCCCCGAUUUUCGAUCACGCGAUGGCAUUUAUGAGCGUCUACGCAUCGAAUAUCCAGACAUGCGUGAUCCACAAUCCAUGUUUGAUAUUGGCUACUUUGCUCGCGAUCCGCGUCCAUUCUAUCAAUUUGCAAAAGAAAUUUACCCAGGACAAUUUCAACCGUCACUAUCACAUCGCUUCAUCAAAUUGCUCGAACGCCAAGGUAAACUGCUACGGAAUUACACACAGAACAUUGACACAUUGGAACGAGUGGCCGGCAUUGAAAAUGUAAUCGAAUGCCAUGGAUCAUUUGCGACGGCCAGUUGCACACGAUGCAAAUACAAAGUGGACGCAAUCGAUAUACAAGAUGAUAUACUGCAUCAACGGAUUCCGAUGUGUAAACUGUGUGACACACCGAAAGACGACGAUGAUGGACUGAUGAACCCACGACCCGAACAACCCUUCAACUACAAUCAAUUGGUGGCGGCCGGCGUUAUGAAACCAGACAUUGUAUUCUUUGGCGAAAGUCUGCCCGACAAAUUCCACUCGACCAUCGAACUCGAUAAGACUAAUUGUGAUCUAUUGAUCGUAAUCGGAUCAUCGCUGAAAGUGCGACCGGUCGCGCUCAUACCAAGCUCAAUCAAUCAAACGAUCCCACAAAUUCUGAUCAAUCGCGAACAACUCGAUCACUUUGUGUUCGAUGUCGAACUGCUCGGCGAUUCCGAUGUCAUCAUCAAUCAUUUAAUGCACACGCUCGGGGAAGACUGGAAUGAGAUUUGCCCACAGGCAGCAUUGAAACAGACGAACGAGCUCAUCCUUAGUCCUAUGAAUGUUCACAAUAUACCUCCAUUACUAGCCAAUGCUGUGAUUAAGAAGCCACACGAGCCUGCUGUCAGUGCAUCGUCGGCGGCGACGUCGUCGUCGUUAUCAAAUGACAAUGCAACACCAACACCCGCUUCAGAUGAGUCUCAAACGGACAGUAGUAAUAGUAGUUCAAAUUGGCAACAAUUGUCGUCGACGUCACAAGACUCCAUCGAAUCGGUUGACGAAAGUAAUGCAUCGCAUCAUCGAUCGUCCACAUCCGAAUCGUAUCCGCCGUCGAUGGCCAAUUUUUUGCCCGACAAUUCCUUUUUCUACAACGAAAAGAACUGUUACAUAUUCCCGGGUGCCGAAAUUUGGUGGAACAAAGACUCCGAUGAUCUGGAAUCGACCACAUCAUCAGACAGUUCAAUUGCUGAUGAUGAUGAUGUCGACGAUGAUAUCGAAGAUAUGGAAUUGUCGGCAAUCGAACGAAAUGAAAUCAUGAGCGAUGUGGAAACAACAAUAGCCGUGGAUAAUUUGCUGGAAAAUACAAAUGAACACGAAUUUAACAAGUAUUUGCUGAAACGAAAUGCAAACACCUCAUUGGAGAAUAUUCAUCUGGAGGAGAGUGAAAUCGAUGAAUUGAGCCCAAAGCGACUGAGAACAAAGCAACAAUUGACGACGACGGUGACAGCGACGACAACGACGACGACAGAUUUAGUGAUUGAUCAUUUGCACGUCGAACACAACACAAGUACAAUGUGCGAAACGUUGGACAGCAGUUGCAGCAGCAGCAGCAGCAGCAGUAGCAGCAAUAGCAGUAGCAACAGCAGCGAUCCAUCGUUGCCACAAAACGAAGUAUUUUCUCCUAAGUUAUGAAUUAGGUUAAACAAAUUUUUAUAAUUUUCAAAUUUGUGUAUGGACUCUUCUGGGUAAGCGCGUGCGAACGCACGCCAAACAAGAGUUAGAGAAUAUUUUGUGUGUGCUGCAUUGCACACGGUACAAGCCCACACAAGAAAUAACAAUGAGGAAGAAAAAGAGGAAACACAAAACCGUUCGUCUGUAUAUGUAUUUGUUGUUGUCAAAAGAGUAAGUCAUGUGUGUGAAAAUCGGUAAAAUGGAAAGAAAUAGUGUCCACAAAAAAAACAAUUGCGUUGAGAUGAAAAAGAAAAAAAAGAAAAGAAAGCAAAGCGAGAAUAAGUAGCCUUUUUAUCCGCAGUCGCCAUGUCUGAAAUGUUCCAAAAUGCAACAUUUACGUGCUUAAUGAGUGCAUUAUAUGAAACCGAAAACAAACAAGAAAAACUGAAGAGAAUAGGAAACAAAGUAUUUGAGAGGAAGAAAAAAAUAACUGUGGUGAGAUAGAGAGAUAGGGAGUGAGAAAGCGUGGCGAGAUAAAACAAUGCGCCGCCAAUUUCUUUCUUCCUUGUUUUUUUUGGUAGUUUAGUUUUCAAUCAUGCUAACACAUUUAACGGCUAAACGCUAGAACACUAAAAAGAAAAACAAAUCCUUCUUCAGAUUAAUUACUAUUAUAUUUUUUUCUCUUUCUUUAAUCCAGUGAUAUUUUUACCUUGUAUAUACAGGGCAAUCGACACACAAAUCGAUUUGCCCGACAAAUCAACACAAAUCUAUAGAAUACUUAUUAUUAUUAUUAUUAUUUUUUUAUAUUUUUUUCGUCGUCAUUUCUCUAUGAUUUUCUUUUCUUUUCAUUUUCAAUGCUAUUAUUUUGUCAUUAUUCCACUUCAAUUGAAUAUGUUUGGUGUAGCGUUUCUACUACCCUAUUUAACGAAAAGAGAAAAAGAAAGAAAGAUUUUCGGGAAUAUAGAAUGAAAUCACAUUGACGAUAGACUAUCGUCGAUAGCGCAUGCCAAUUAUGCAACAACACUGAACUGAACCAAGAUGCAUGGAGUUCACGCUUGACUCUGUGGCACUCUUUUUCGUGGCCGCUCGUUUCUAUGAUUCGUUUCUCACUGCAGGAAUUACUAUAUAUAUAUUCACGAUUCAAAUAGAACGAUUUAUUGACUGAAUCUGAGAUGAUAAUGAUGAUGGAAAAAAAGCAAUACAAACACACAUACACAUUCUCAUCGGUGCGCGACAAAAUAAUCUAAUAUUUAUUAAAAUAUCAUGUACAUAUACUAAACAAACACAAAAUUGUAUGCGUGCAAAGAGGUCGAAUGCGUUUGACAUGAAAGAAAAUGGUUUGUUUUCUUUUUCCCUUCUUACCGAUGACUGUUGUGAUUAGUGUUUUUUUCCUCUCCCGAAUUUUAUGGAAGUCCAAUAUUCGAUUAUAAAACGAAUUUUAAUGCGAUUUUUGUUCAACUCUUGGAAAUAACACGUUCCGAAUGUACAAACAAUUCAUUUAAUUUCUGAAUUUCUCGAACUGAACCGAAUUCCAAUUUCGGGCGAAACAGGUGCAAUUUUGAGAAUUAUUAAAUUGUCACCCAAAAUUGUCCAACAAUUUUGAACUGAAAAACAAAAACAGAAGAAAAAAAAAUUGAAUCGGUCGUCAAAUUGUCUUUUUUCUCGUAAUUCGAAACAUUUUUGCGCAAAAUAAUUAUUCUUCCAACUAUUUGACUAUUGACUAAAUGAAAAUCAAGCAAAAAAUAAACACACACACACAACUACAUAAUAGUUACAAAUUUCGAUCGAAUCCUAAAAGAAACAAAUUUUAAUAAUUAAAAACAAACACAAAAAAAAGUUUAUAUUUUGAAUGGUUAAUGAUUUAAUGAUGAUAUAAAAACAAAAAAUUAAAAGGAAAGAAAAUGUCAAGAAAAA